This is a messenger RNA of Aspergillus niger, 1152 nucleotides long. RefSeq lists its product as uncharacterized. The transcript is spliced from 5 exons. Lineage: Eukaryota; Fungi; Ascomycota; Eurotiomycetes; Eurotiales; Aspergillaceae. The record is from RefSeq and is a predicted model, not a curated record. The coding region runs from base 1 to 1152 and encodes 383 amino acids.
AUGACCACCCCGCUCGAAGUCUGGGGCCGCCGCGACUCCUCCAACGUUCAGGCGGUGAUGUGGUGCAUCGCCGAGCUCAACCUCCCCUACCUGCGCCACGACAUCGGCCAACGCUUCGGCGGCAACAACACGCCUGAGUUCCUCGCCAUGAACCCGAACGGCCGCAUCCCUGUCCUCCGCGAUGGCGCCAGCGAGCCUUUAUGGGAAAGCGGCGCCAUCAACCGGUACCUGGCAUCCGCUUACGGGUCCGACGAGUUCUGGCCCCAGGAUCCCCGGGCGCGCGCACAGAUCGAUAAAUGGGCCGAAUGGGCCAAGGUCACCUUCACCCCGGCCUUCUCGCUGCGUAUCUGGUGGCAGCUGGUGCGGGUGGCCCCGUCGAAGCGGGAUCCGAUCGCGAUUCGCGAGGCAGUCGCCGGGCUCGAUCCCAUUCUGGAUAUCGCGGAGGCGCAGCUGACGCGGCAGAAGUUUCUGGCUGGAGAUGUGUUUACCCUUGCGGAUGUGCAGUUCGGGCACCUGCUGUUUCGGUACUUUAGUAUUGACAUUGAGCGGAAGGAGAGGCCGGGUCUGCAGAGGUAUUAUGAGGCGCUGAAGGAGAGGCCGGCGUAUCGGGAGCACGUUAUGACGAAAGAUCAAUGUGAAAAUGAUCUUCGAAACUAUUCAGUUGAUAUACGUGAUCCAUUGAUAGACACAUACUACUACAACCACACGAUUGUUAGCCCUAAGACUCCAUUCAGUGAUGUGAUUGCCCAGAAGGUCCUCAUGGUUCAUCGUGACACCCUCCAAAUAAUCGAGGCCAUGAAAUUUGGUUACGCUGUAUAUAAAGAGACUAUGCUGAGCAACGGCAAAUCCCAUAGGAUUAACGGAAGCAUUACAGAUGAUUCUACGCAUGACGAAUCGUACUAUGGUCCAGGUGGCCAUACUUCAAGGGAAGAAGGCGUUACAUCCCAUUUGGUCGCAGCAGGCGACACGGGAUUGGCUAUCUCACUUACCACGCCAGUAAAUCUACUCAGUGAGCAAAAGGCAGCGAGGGGUAAGCACUCAAGCGGAAAGAGUAGGCCAUCAAGAGACCUAGAAAAUCAAUUCGGGCAAGAUACCCAUGAUUACGUCAGAGCACAUAAAGAGUCAUGCAAGAGUGUGUUAAAGAACAGGUAA